Messenger RNA from Triplophysa dalaica, 1189 nucleotides. It is a transcript of the gene mrpl2, whose product is annotated as mitochondrial ribosomal protein L2. Lineage: Eukaryota; Metazoa; Chordata; Actinopteri; Cypriniformes; Nemacheilidae. The coding region runs from base 130 to 1029 and encodes 299 amino acids. The record is from RefSeq and is a predicted model, not a curated record. Gene Ontology annotation, biological process: cytoplasmic translation. Gene Ontology annotation, molecular function: structural constituent of ribosome; RNA binding. Gene Ontology annotation, cellular component: ribosome. The transcript is spliced from 7 exons.
AUGGCAGUAUAACGUCCUUCAGAGAAACUCAUGCGCAGAGUAGAACGUCAUCAGAGCGCGACAUCAUGGAGCACUAACGAGAAGCUUAUGAAGGGCAGCGAGUUUAUCGACUAAAUAUCACAGUUGAACAUGUGUGUGAAUCUUCUGUCCUCCGCUCUGAGGUCUCUGUCUCUGCUGGGUUCUCGGACCGGACCGUCCCAGAUUGUGAACAGAUCUGUCGGUCCAGCUGUAGACGGCAGAGGUUCACUGACCGUAUGGCGAGACUUCAUCACGAGCGCUUCACAGCAGCAGAACCGCACUCAGUGGAAACAGAGAGAGAAAUACACCAUCCGUCCCAUCGGCAUGAAGAAAACAGGAGGGAGAGAUUACACAGGUAAAGUCAUCAGGCACGGCAUCGGUGGAGGCCACAAACAGAGGUACCGCAUGAUUGACUUUCAGCGUCUGCGCUAUGAACUGGGAAAAGAAGAUCAGCCCAUCGUGGAGAAGGUUGUUGAAGUGAGAUACGAUCCAUGCAGAUCUGCAGACAUCGCUCUGGUCGCUGGUGGAAGCCGCAAGCGCUGGAUUAUUGCUACAGAGAACAUGGAGUCUGGAGACGUUAUCAAGACGUCUGGUACGAUCGGACGCAUAGCGGUUUUAGCUAACGAAGGAGAUUCUCAUCCUCUGGGGGCUCUUCCGGUCGGGACGCUGGUCAAUAAUUUGGAGCUGUACCCUGGAAAGGGAGCACAAUAUAUACGUGCCGCAGGCACGUGUGGCGUUCUGCUUCGUAAGGUAAACGGCACGGCUAUCGUUCAGCUUCCUUCUAAACAUCAGAUUCAAGUUCUGGAGACGUGUGUGGCCACGGUUGGCCGAGUGUCCAAUGUCGACCACAACAAGCGCAUCAUCGGUAAAGCUGGGCGUAACCGCUGGCUGGGCAUCAGACCGUCUAGUGGCUUGUGGAAGAGGAAAGGAGGCUGGGCGGGCCGUAAGAUCAGACCGCUGCCACCCAUGAAGAGCUUCAUCAACCUGCCCUCUGUUGCUGCCAAGUCAUGAUGAUGUCAUCCAUCACCUGACACAAGCACAGAUUGUAUGUAUGUAUGUAUGUAUGUAUGUAUGUAUGUAUGUAUGUAUGUGUGUAUGUAUGUGUGUAUGUGUGUGUUCAUGGAGUCUGUCAGGAAGUCAAAAUCAGAAUAAAACAAACCCAUCAGCAUGA